Etheostoma spectabile (orangethroat darter) is the source of this 2981-nucleotide messenger RNA. RefSeq names its product potassium voltage-gated channel, subfamily G, member 1 (gene kcng1). The coding region runs from base 389 to 1948 and encodes 519 amino acids. Gene Ontology annotation, biological process: potassium ion transmembrane transport; protein homooligomerization; action potential. Lineage: Eukaryota; Metazoa; Chordata; Actinopteri; Perciformes; Percidae. Gene Ontology annotation, cellular component: membrane; voltage-gated potassium channel complex. The transcript is spliced from 4 exons. The record is from RefSeq and is a predicted model, not a curated record. Gene Ontology annotation, molecular function: delayed rectifier potassium channel activity.
UGCUCAUCAUCAUCAUCAAAUAGCAUCCUCGUACUCCACCAGCCUAUUGCCUGUGCGUAGAUGGAGCAGAGGGAGCAGCAGAAGGUGGAGGCAUGUUUCAUAUUUGCCUUCAUGUGCAUUCUUCUCGGCGCCUUCAGCAAACUAACAGCUGCUGAGGAACUCAUUCAGGAGCACAGUGUCUUUAUAUGGAAGGUAUCUAAAAUACAUAUCCUGAAGUGUCAUUAGAGCGGAUCGAAGAGGCGCCGGCAAUAUUUCCCUGGACCACCAGUGGGAAGAGAUAUUCAGUCAAGGCUCAGGCUUUACACCAACCAAGUGAUGGAUGUGCUUUAAAAUUGUGACAGUGUGACGGUGGCAGACUGAGCACAGGGAUGUAAGAGGACCAGUAAACAUGACCCUGUUGGCGGGCGAUGGCUCCGACUACGACUACAGUGCCCUGAGCUGUGCCUCUGAUUCCUCCCUCAACGGACCCCCCCUACACGAGGAGGAGGCUCGGAAGGGGGCCUUCUACAAGAGGGCGCAGCGGGUCCCGGAGCUCAGCUCCAUCCAUGAGGACACCCUGUCCGGCGCCCGUAAACUCCACGCCAUCAUCAAUGUGGGCGGCCUGCGCUACCAGCUGCCCUGGACCACCUUAGAGGACUUCCCCCUGUCCCGGCUGGGACAGCUGCACCUCUGCAGUAGCUUUGACGAGAUAAUGCGCAUCUGCGAUGACUACGAUGUCGCGCACAAUGAGUUCUUCUUCGACCGCAGCCCGUGCGCCUUCCGCACCAUCCUGACCUUCCUGCGGGCGGGGAAGUUGCGCUCCCUCAGGGAUAUGUGCGCCCUCUCCUUCAGGGAGGAGCUGCUCUACUGGGGGGUCCCCGAGGAGAGCCUGGAGUGGUGCUGCCGCCGGCGGCUGCUGCAGCGCGUGGAGAACUUUGAAGCGAUGGAGAGAGCGGAGGAGGAGGAGGACCUGUUGGAGGACCUGUUGGAUUCAGACAGUGGACACAGGGAGCACGCGGCCGAGUCCAGGCUCAAUCGGUGCAUGGCCAAGCUCCGGGACAUGGUGGAGAGGCCUCACUCGGGCCUGCCGGGGAAGAUCUUUGCUUGUUUGUCAGUACUCUUUGUCACCAUCACCGCCGUCAACCUGUCCAUAAGCACCAUGCCCGCCAUGAGGGAGGAGGAGGAGGCGGGCACAUGUUCCCAGAUGUGCUACAACAUCUUCAUAGUGGAGACGGUGUGCGUGGCCUGGUUCUCCCUGGAGUUCACGCUGCGCUUCAUUCAGGACCGCAGCAAGCUGGCCUUCCUCCGCCAGCCCCUGAACCUGAUCGACGUGGUGGCCAUCCUUCCGUACUACAUCACCCUGGUGGUGGACAGCACCUCCUACGGGGAGAAGCGCCUGGGCUCUGGCAACAGCUACCUGGACAAAGUGGGCUUGGUGCUCCGCGUCCUGAGAGCCCUGCGCAUCCUCUACGUGAUGCGGCUGGCUCGCCACUCUCUGGGCCUGCAGACUCUGGGCCUCACCGCCCGCCGCUGCACGCGGGAGUUCGGACUGCUCCUCCUCUUCCUGUGUGUGGCCAUCGCACUCUAUUCCCCCUUGCUGUACUUGAUUGAGAACGAAAUGGCCGUCACGCAAGAGUUCACCAGCAUCCCCGCCACCUACUGGUGGGCCGUGAUCACCAUGACGACUGUGGGCUAUGGGGACAUGGUGCCCAGGAGCAUCCCGGGUCAGGUGGUGGCUCUGAGCAGCAUCCUGAGCGGGAUCCUCCUCAUGGCCUUCCCCGUCACCUCCAUCUUCCACACCUUCUCGCGCAGCUACGUGGAGCUGAAGCAGGAGCAGCAGCGGCUGCUGCAGAGGAGGACGCACUUCCUGCUGCGCAGCCGCAUGGCCAGCCUGGGCAGCGACCUGUCCUUCGAGAGUGACGUGCUAUUCCCAAUAGGGGCAUCUGUCGUCAGAGGCAAGGACAAGUGAGACUGCUGGACAGGGAGGGACAUGCGAACUGGGAGUGGGACAGGAAGAGAGGAAGAAGGAGGCUACAAAAGAGACUGAAGGUGUGAAGAAAUAAGAGAGAGAGAGCAGGACAGGAAUAAGGAUAUUAUGGAAGAGGAUUAGGGCCAUCCAUCCAUCCAUCCAUCCAUCCAUCUUCAUCCGGUAUGGGUCUUGGGCGGAGAAGCUCCAGCAGGGGACCCCAAAUAUCUCUUUCCAGAGCCACAUCAACCAGCUCCGACUGGGGGAUCCCGAGGCGUUCCCAGGCCAGGUUGGAGACAUAAUUUCUCCACCUAGUCCUGGGUCUUCCCCGAGGCCUCCUCCCAGCUGGAUGUGCCUGGACCACCUCCCUAGGGAGGCGCCCAGAAAGCAUCCUCACCAGAUGCCCAAACCACCUCAACUGGCUCCUUUGGACGUAAAAGGAGCCAGUUAUGAAAAAUGUAUUUGAGAUCCGAGUUUGAAGUCAAAUCUCUGAGUUUAAAGUCAGAAUUGUAUUUUAAUACACAUCAAUCAACAUUUCAGUACAUGUGCCAGCGUUAGCCAGUCGGCUAAUUUCCCACCGCAGUCCUUUGGACAGAUGAUUUUAGACCAUGGCAGGAAAAAGCAACAAAAAAAACAUUAACAUAGGUUAAAAUAUACCCAUAGUAAUCAAAAGACCCCAUAAUACAGCUAGACAAGAAAUAGAAUUCUGAGUUAGAAUCUGACUAUUUCCUCAGAAUUCUGACUUUAAACUCAGUCAGGACUUUAAAGAAUUUUCUGAAUACACAUCCACAAUUUUUCCUAUGCAGCCCUAAUCCUCUUCCCUAGAAUAUAGAUAGAUAGAAGGCUAUAUAGAGAGAAGUCUGUAUAGACACGAUACAGAGGAGAAAAUGGGAUUUUGUUCUUCCCAGAAUUGCAGUCGUGCUGUGUAGCAGUGUACUUUUGGAGAAACACACACACACAAAGAGGAGAGGAGAAAAGGAUUAUAAGUAUUAAAGAAAUGCCUCCGUCAAAAAAUGAAUUAUCUCUGGAUAAAAGG